UGACGUCACCGCGCAGCGCCGUAAUGGAGUUUCAGAGGUGGCAGCUGGUUGUUGAUGUCGGUGUUAGACCAAUAAAACUCUUUCAAAGUUAGACGCAAGAGCCCUGUCCACUGUAAACAAGAUAACCGUGUGUUACUGAAGCAGUACAUAUAAGUGUACCUCAAUUGAGGAGAGGUGAAAAGGGAGAACAGGACCUACAAUUCUAUGAAAUUGUGCCCAAGGGAGCAUUUUUUCAUUUUUGAUGCCUUCCAUCUAAAAGUGGCACUAUGCCCGCAGCCACUGUGGAUCAUAGCCAAAGAAUAUGUGAGGUUUGGGCUAGUAACCUGGACGAGGAGCUUAAGAGGAUUCGCCAGGUGAUCCGAAAAUACAAUUACAUUGCAAUGGACACAGAGUUUCCGGGUGUAGUUGCAAGACCGAUUGGAGAGUUCAGAAGCAAUGCUGACUAUCAGUACCAGUUGCUGCGGUGUAAUGUUGAUUUGUUAAAAAUUAUCCAGCUUGGCCUUACCUUUAUGAAUGAACAAGGGGAGUACCCACCAGGAACCUCGACAUGGCAGUUCAACUUCAGAUUUAACCUCACGGAAGAUAUGUAUGCACAGGAUUCAAUUGAGCUACUGACUACUUCAGGUAUCCAGUUCAAAAAGCAUGAAGAAGAAGGCAUUGAGACACUGUAUUUUGCAGAGCUCCUUAUGACUUCAGGUGUGGUGCUCUGUGAAGGGGUCAAGUGGUUGUCAUUCCAUAGUGGCUAUGACUUUGGUUACCUGAUAAAAAUUUUGUCAAACUCUAAGUUGCCAGAGGAAGAAGUUGACUUCUUUGAGAUCCUUCGACUGUUUUUCCCCAUUAUCUAUGAUGUGAAAUACCUCAUGAAGAGCUGUAAAAACCUGAAGGGUGGCCUGCAGGAGGUAGCUGAACAGCUGGAGCUGGAGAGGAUUGGGCCUCAGCAUCAGGCAGGCUCAGACUCUCUCCUCACGGGAAUGGCCUUCUUUAAGAUGAGAGAGAUGUUUUUUGAGGAUCAUAUUGAUGAUGCUAAGUACUGUGGUCACUUGUACGGACUGGGCUCUGGCUCAUCCUAUGUCCAGAACGGCACCGGCAAUGCCUACGAAGAGGAGGCAAACAAGCAGCAGUCAUGACACAACAAGAAUCCCCUCACUGUAGAGAACCUCACCUGCAGGGCUUAAAACAUGGGUUUUUUUAGUUUUCAUAAGAUGUUCAAUAGGAUUUUGCACUUUAAAACUCCAAUGAGACUCUUGGUUUUAGAUGGAAAGCUAAAGGAACUUCCUCCACUUUGUUGCCUUCUCUAUGUUAAACUUUUGUCACAAAACGUUCCUCUUUUAUGAUAAGAGACAAGGAAAAAAAUUGGGUGUUUUAUUUUUUUUUCCUGCAAAGCUCAGCCUUAAUAUUAAGCUACAUUUUAUGUUUUUUUAUCAUUAAUUUAUUACAUUUGUUCUCAUGCUUUGUUGAAUAGUGCAUAGACUGAUUCAGCAAACCCUGAUAUGCCAGUUAUCUACAUGUAUGGUUGUUCCCUGAUCAGAGGAGUACAACAUCCACUUUUCCACAGUCUGCUGCAGCUUGAGACAGAUGGAGUGUCCCACAGAAAUACACAGGCGAAUGAAUAUACAGGCACUUAUUGGCACGAGUGAAGCCUUGCACUGAUUUUACCUUUAUGUUGGGCUAGCACAGAUUUUACCACAAACCAAGGAGAGUAACUGCCACUAUUUAAUUAAAGUGAGAUGACCUCUUCUGUUUCAAGACUUCAUUUCAUUUUUAAAAGUGACUUAAAGGUUUUGUAGUAUUUUAGUAUAAAAUUCAAAGCCUUUUAUUCAUUAUGCUUCUUAAAAACAAAGAAAAAAAAUCUUAACCAACUCGAGUACUCAGUGUCAGUGGAAUUAGAUUUACUUGUAGUGCUGGUAUUCCAAUCAUGCACAUUUUGUGCUGUUUGAGUUUUUUGCUUUACAAUUCUAUGUUGCAUAGAUCUGCUGCAUGUACUGAUGGCGUUUGAAUAAAUGCUGUGUUGAGUCAUGGUCUGAGCUUUUACAGAAAUGUGAACUGCAUGGACACUGCUUAUCUUUGGUUGAAUGUCACCUCUGGAGAAUGAUGAAAACAACACUUAACCCUUUUCCCUCUCCACUCCAUUAAUGUGUAAAAUAUCUAUGUUGACAAUAUGCAAUAUCAAGGGUGACUGUUUUUAGAGCUUUUGUAAAUAAAGGCCUCAGAUUUUCUAACAUC
Colossoma macropomum (tambaqui) is the source of this 2223-nucleotide messenger RNA. RefSeq names its product CCR4-NOT transcription complex, subunit 7 (gene cnot7). Bases 267 to 1127 code for a protein of 286 amino acids. Gene Ontology annotation, molecular function: nucleic acid binding; poly(A)-specific ribonuclease activity. Lineage: Eukaryota; Metazoa; Chordata; Actinopteri; Characiformes; Serrasalmidae. The transcript has 7 exons. Gene Ontology annotation, cellular component: CCR4-NOT core complex; P-body; CCR4-NOT complex. The record is from RefSeq and is a predicted model, not a curated record.